Molecule: messenger RNA, 3579 nt
Organism: Schistosoma intercalatum
Lineage: Eukaryota; Metazoa; Platyhelminthes; Trematoda; Strigeidida; Schistosomatidae
Source: the annotation of a GenBank genome assembly
AUGACACAAAGCCGCCCAUAUUUUAACUAUGAUAUACAUCCAGGAAGAUAUACUUGCAUUUCGACAUUUCGUCGAACUCCUCUCUCAGCAGAGGAAUAUCUCGAUGUUAUUGCUGGUGAUAUUCUAGUGGUUGAAUGUCGACCACAAAAUGCUACGGCACCGACCUCUUUUUUAUAUGGACUUAAUGAAACAACAAAACAUAAAGGAUAUUUUCCGGCAUAUUGUAUAGAUAUACGUGAAUUCGGAUCACUUCAACUAAGAAGCAAAAGCACCGAUCGAAUCGCUUCUACCCACAUUUUUCCAAAUUCACAGCUUAUAAAAGCUACAAAUGUUGAUUCACAAAGCUUACUACAACCAGUUAUACCUCCAAGGUGUAAACGUCUACUCAAUGUAUCUUCCUCAUCCUCGUUACUCAGUAUACCACUUAAUUCAUAUUCUCAUUCAUGUACAAAUUUGUCGAUUCCUUCCCAAGAUACUUUACCUCAUGAAAUUCAAAAGUGUAAUGUAUCCGUACCAACCUUAUCCUACCGUUGUCAUCAAUUUGUUAAUAUUUCUAUCAGUUAUCCGCUAAUAUGUAAUCUAUGUAAUGAUUAUAUAGUGACACCACGGUGUAAUGCUAAUAGAUGCUUUGCUUGCAAGUCUGUAUUUCAUCUUGUUUGUGCUGAAUACUCUAAAAGAUUUGAAGUAUUCACGUGUCAGCCUCCAGUAAAUGACAAUUCGACAAUUAAAUCAAAGAAAUUGACUUGUUCAUCAACAUGUAAUGCUUUCUCAUUGUUAUCGUCUUCUAUUUCAACCACUGAACAGCCACUGGCUUCAUGGAAUUGUAAUCAAGUAGCCCAUUGGUUAGCUGUUGUUGGCCUUGGUCGAUUUGUUCGAUUAUUCAUCAAAUUGAAUUUAGAUGGUAAUUUCCUUUCAGAAGUUACUUAUGAUUCACCUCAUUUGUGUAGAGUAGCUGACCCAUUUGCUCGUGAAACAUUAGAAAGAGCAAUAUUGACUUUACAAGGUAAAGAACCUACUCCUGGAGAAAAUCUGGACAUAUUCGCGAAUUUGGAUAUCGAUAGAAAAUUUCCAGGACAAAGUAGCGGUUCUUGGCAGCACGAUUUCCAGCUCACCUCUUUCUACAGAAUAGUCUCCUGUAUAGUGUGCAAUAUUCCUUUGUUAGGCUUCAGUCAUCAGGGAUUCCAGUGUAAAAAGUGUGGAGCUAUUUGUCAUCGUAUCUGUAAAGCUUUAGAGUAUUUUUCAAAUUGUCCUGGAGUAUUUUGUGUGACUAAAGAAUUUAAUCCCGAAAAGCCGGGCGCUGACUGUGAAACGAAUGAAAUUCCCACUUCAUUGGUUCCGUAUGUUAGUGAAUACUUUGGUGUUAAAUUGGAAGAACAAAAAUUAGAUUCUAAUUCAAAAGUCCCUGUAUUCUUAACUACAUGUACUGAACAAAUAGAAAAACUAGCUUCUGAAAGUUUUAUUACUGCCAGUAAUAAUCCGUGUAUUCAACCUGUUGACUUGGCUAUGGUUUAUCAACAGUCAGCUUUAACGCAUACUCUACAAGAACUUCAUGAUACAUUUGCUCAUUGUUUACCAUUACCUGGUAUAGAACAGUCAUCUACCCAUCCGUUGGACAUUGUACGUUUUGCCCAAUUAAUGAAAGCUUUUCUUCGUGAUUUACCAGUGAAUGUGAUACCUGAAGAGUACUAUUUAGAUUUUUGCAGUUUAGCAAAUAUAAGAAAUAUAGAUGAAAAGGAAAAAGCUGUUCAUGCAUUUCUUCAAAGUCUUCCUGAACUUCAUCGGUUGUGUUUGAUUCAUAUUUUUAACCAUUUAGUCUUCGUGCUGAAUCAUCAAAAUAAGUUAAGGUCUUAUUUGUCAGAUUCAUCGUCUGUCAAUCUGAACCGGUCGAAUUCAUUUUCCAGUAUAAAUGUAUUGAAUAAAGCUACUCCUUGGUUGAUGGUUUUUCGACAAAUCCUUGUUCGACCACCAUGGCAUCUUAUCACCGACAUAGCUAUGGGUAUGGAUACACAUAUGCGUGCUUUAGAGGCUCUCUUUUCAUCUUUUGUUGAUCUUUCCACUGAGGAAUCAGAAUGUACAUCCCAAACUAAAAAUUCCGAAGCACAAUCUGAUGUAUCAGAUUCAAAUCUUCAGAGAAAUUAUGUAUCUUUUUCGCAAUUUGAACGUAUUUCCAGAUAUCAGGGUGAAAAACAUACAUCUUCAGAAUCCGUUUCACUAUAUCCUACUAAUGAAGUUGCACCAACUAUUAAUACUCCACCUAGUCCUACUUCAAUUGCUGCUAAUAAAAAAGAUUUAAAGAAUCAAGAAUGGUAUUGGGGUGAUAUAACUCAAGAAGAGGUACGUGAACUGAUGACAGAUCUUCAAGAUGGAUAUUUCCUUGUUCGUGAUGCUUCUGGGAGUUCAUCUGCUGCAUUCACUUUGGUAGUCAGAUGGCGUGGUUUAAAUAAGUUGAAUCGAAUCUAUCAUCGUGGUGAUUAUUUCGGGUUCACUGAUCCCCCAUAUCCAAGUUGUCGUUUAGUUUCUGAACUUGUUGAAUUUUGUCGUGUUCAUCCAUUAACUUUGACUAGUUGUAGCAAUCUACGAUUAAUUUGGCCUGUAUCGCGUCGUCAUAAACGUUUUCAUGGCAAAACUGAUAUCUCAUUCGAUAAUACUGUAUCUAAUGAGAAUAGGAGCGAUGCAGAUGGAGUGUUUGCCUGCUUCCUAACUGAGUCACAAUUGAACAGUGAAUUGAAAAGUAAAGCUGCUGAAAUUAAUCAGUUGGAUAAAGUUAUUACUGAUUUACAGUUACAGUCAAAAAAUGCAAUUGAUUUGAAAGAGGAAGGUGUUCGUCUUAUAAAGGGUUAUCAAAAGAUACGUAAUUGGUUACAAACCUCAUUGAGUCAGUUAGAUGAUUAUUCAUAUCCUAGUGAAAAGUUAAAGAUCUCACCUCAAAUUGAAACACUAAAAAGAGAAAUAGAUGAAAUUGAAAGACAAAUCAAAAUUAACAAGGAAGAGGUUAAUAAUCAAUCCAAAACAGCUCGAAUAAUAUGUGAAAAUUAUGCUAAUGCAAUUUUUCGUCAGCGUAAAGUUAGAAGACAGGCCCACGAGAUUCGACGAGCAUUAAAAGAUCGAGGAUUUAAAGAAGAGUCUUUAUCUUCUUCGAGUUCUUCAUUAUGUGAUGAUUCCAUUUCUUCAGCGAAACAGUCAAUCGAUAACCAGAGUAAUAUUGUACCGGGAAAUUCUAUAAGUUCUUAUGAUGAUAUCUAUUUACCGGAGGAGAUACGUGAUCGUCGAUAUUGGUUCCUCACAGAUGCUACUAGAGAAAAGGUAGAGGAGUUAUUGAGGGAUAGACCUGCUGGGACUUUUGUUGUCAGACCUUCUGCUACUAGUGAUAAAUUGGCGUUGGGUAUACGGUUAGCAACAUCUGUUCAACAUUGUUUAAUUCAUUGUGUAAAUGGAAAAUAUGGAUUUGUUGAAAAUUCUUGUACAUUUGAAUCAUUGGAAGCUUUGAUCUGUUACUAUCAUGUGGAGAAUUUAAAGCGAUACAAUAAUCUACUCAACAUAACUUUAAAGUAUCCAAUUAAGUUGCAAUUGGAUGACUGA